Messenger RNA from Fomitopsis serialis, 1479 nucleotides. Its product is annotated as amino acid permease-domain-containing protein. The record is from RefSeq and is a predicted model, not a curated record. Gene Ontology annotation, molecular function: transmembrane transporter activity. Gene Ontology annotation, cellular component: membrane. The transcript is spliced from 14 exons. NCBI's taxonomy places the organism in Eukaryota, Fungi, Basidiomycota, Agaricomycetes, Polyporales, Fomitopsidaceae. Bases 1 to 1479 code for a protein of 492 amino acids. Gene Ontology annotation, biological process: transmembrane transport.
AUGUCGACCGAGUCUACAAAGAGCGAGAAGAGGUCCGCCGCGACCGCCAUGGCCGUCCCGCUCCGCCAUGCGGACGACGAGCUCCUCGCCAAACUCGGCUACAAGUCCGAGUUCAAGCGCGAGUUCUCGUUGAUCGAGACGAUUGCGUUUGCCUUCUCAAUCAUGGGCGUCAUCGCGUCUGUCUCCUCCACGUUCUCCUUCCCUCUAGAAAUCGUAGGCGGGCACGUAGGGAUGGUAUUUGGGUGGCUCAUUCCCUCGCUCUUCGUCAUGACCGUCGCUGCCUCGAUGGCCGAGCUCGCCUCUUCCAUGCCGACGAGCGCCGGGCUGUACUACUUCUCCGCGAAGCUGGCGCCCCCAAAGUAUUCUGCGCUUGCGAGCUGGAUCACCGGCUGGGCGAACAUCACCGGCCAAGUGACGCUCGUCUGUUCCAUUGACUUCACCUGCGCGCAGAUGAUUACGAGCGCGCUCGCGGUCGGGCCGACCUACGGCAUCCUCCUCGCCAUCCUCUUCGUCCACGGCGUGGUGUGCUCCGCCGCGACGAACGUCCUCGCCCGGCUCAACCUAUUCUAUGUCAUUGUCAAUGUCGGGACGAGCGUCGCGGCGAUCAUCGCAUUACUCGUGUGCUCCGGCGACAAUAAGGUGUCGACCAAGGAUGCUUUCACGAUGUACGAGAACAACACCGGGUGGUCGAACAGCGGAUGGGCAUUCCUGCUCGCGUUCACCGCACCGAUGUGGACACUAACCGGAUAUGACUCGGCGGCCCAUAUUGCAGAGGAGACCGCCGGCGCAGCUCGUGCAGCGCCAAUAGCGAUCUUCGUCGGGUCGGUGCGACGCCUCUCUCGGCUGGAUCAUCUACAUCGCCGCCUCCUUCGCGACGACCUCCGUCUCCGAUCUCCUCAGCACGACCCUCCCGCUGCCGAUGGCCCAGCUCUUCCUCAACGUGCUCGGCAAGCACGGCAUGCUGGCUAUUGGAGCUUCAUCAUCGUCGUCCAGUUCGUCACCGGCGCCGCGCAGGGCGUCGACGCGAGCCGCGUCGUGUUCGCGUUCGCAAGGGAUAACGCGCUGCCCGGGAGCAGGUGGUGGAAGAUGAUGAACGGCCACACCCAGACGCCUGUCAACGCGGUGUGGCUGGUCAUGGUCCUCGCCGGAAUCUGUGGCCUCCUGGGCUUCUCAGAGACGGCGCUGUCGUCGCUGGCUGGCGCGUCCGUGAUAGGUUUGUACACCUCGUACGUCACCCCCAUCUUCCUGCGCAUCACGUCUGGCAGGAAUCGGCUCGUCCCCGGGCCAUUCUCGCUCGGCAAGUGGUACUUGCCCAUCGGUGCCAUUGCGUGCUCCAUGAACUACGCCGUCGUUAUCAUUAUGGCUGUCUUCAUCUUCGCUAGCAUCUCCUGGAUCGUUUCUGCGCGCAAGUGGUUCAAGGGCCCGGUGACGACAGUGGAGCAGAAAUGCAUAAAACUUCAAAUCAUGGACGGUGCCUAA